AUGGCGCCAGUGUUGCCCUCGGGAAAGGGAACGAUGCUCUCCCUUUGGCAGCGUACGCCUGCUUCAGACAAAGGUCCCGACGACUUCUUCGUCGUCAAAGAUGAUACCAAGAAAGACUUUACGACUGUCGACCCCACCAAGGACUUCAAUGUGCAGUGGUACGGAGGGAACCUUCAGAUGAGAUAUUCCGACUUCGACAAGGAGAAGGGCUGCUUCAAGAUCACGCUGAAGCACGUUGAUGACGAUGAACUUCGUAUCUGGGUCUCUGCCGAGAACAGCAAAAAGCGAGACAUAGACACCUUGAAGCAUGAGGAGACGUCCAAGACCUUAUGCACAAAGUAG
This is a messenger RNA of Ustilago hordei, 342 nucleotides long. RefSeq lists its product as uncharacterized. NCBI's taxonomy places the organism in Eukaryota, Fungi, Basidiomycota, Ustilaginomycetes, Ustilaginales, Ustilaginaceae. The transcript has 2 exons. The coding region runs from base 1 to 342 and encodes 113 amino acids. The record is from RefSeq and is a predicted model, not a curated record.